Penicillium angulare is the source of this 699-nucleotide messenger RNA. RefSeq lists its product as uncharacterized. Lineage: Eukaryota; Fungi; Ascomycota; Eurotiomycetes; Eurotiales; Aspergillaceae. The coding region runs from base 1 to 699 and encodes 232 amino acids. The transcript has a single exon. The record is from RefSeq and is a predicted model, not a curated record.
AUGGCUGCUAGUCGAGAAUUCAAUGACCUCGUUCAGAUCGGAGCACAGCUGCAAAACUGGCUCACCAACCCGAACGCUAGACCCCCCAUUACCAUCUCAACACUAACUCUAAAUGAACUGAGAUCCGAAGGCUGGAUUAUCCGACGAGAAACCGACGAUCUACCAAACGAAUACAACAACCGAGUGUCCCGAGUUGGAAUCACUCCUGCGCAAACCACAUUUGAACGGGUCGGCGCUAUGAACGUAAACAUUUAUACCGAGUGGGAUGGUAUUAUCGGACCUAAUAUACUAAUCAUUGAGCUUGUCAAUCGCGUAGAUGGAGCAGCGCUUCCUGCUUCCCAGCUUCCAUUCAUGUCACAGCUAAUCAAGGCUUCGUAUGAUGAUGACCGAAUCGCCCUUAUGAAUCUGCGACAUAUUUUCGUGGACACCGUCGCGAAUGAGGAGACAAGAAAUUUCUUUCGUGAUUACAUUUACCCAGGCUUCUUCGGUGAGGAAGACCCUAUCAAGGACGCGCCCUACAAGGUUUUUGAGCAUGGUACGCCUAACUUCCAGGCACUACUGGGUACCAGAAUUGGUAAGAUUAUUGUUUAUUUUCUGCUGAACGCGCAUGCGCCAGGAACCCGGACGAUUCAGCGAAUUGUAAGCUGGGUCAAAAAUUAUUCUUUGCAUUUGCGAUUUGAUCUUGAUAUUACCCGUUAG